Aureobasidium pullulans EXF-150 is the source of this 1397-nucleotide messenger RNA. RefSeq names its product CORD and CS domain protein. The transcript is spliced from 3 exons. Bases 1 to 939 code for a protein of 312 amino acids. The record is from RefSeq and is a predicted model, not a curated record. Lineage: Eukaryota; Fungi; Ascomycota; Dothideomycetes; Dothideales; Saccotheciaceae.
AUGCCUGGAAAGUGUGUGCACAAGGGCUGCGGCAAGACAUUCGCCGACGAUAACGAAGAGUGCGUCUAUCAUCCUGGUCCACCCGUCUUCCAUGAGGGUCAGAAAGGAUGGAAAUGCUGCAAGCCCCGUGUCUUGACCUUUGACGAGUUCAUGACCAUCCCACCAUGCACGACCGGCAAGCACAGCACCGUCGACGACACACCCGCCGAAGAACCCAAGACCGCUCCAGCCGAUGCACCUACCCUCCAAACUCCCUCCGAGCCGGCAGCACCAAACCCCGGUCGCGCUCCCACAGCACAAGCAGCCGCCCCACAACCACCAUCCUCACCUGCGCCCCCAGAGGACGAAGACGAUGAUCCGAACACGCCCGUUCCUGAAAAUGCGACUUGCAAACGUAAAGCUUGCGGUGUGACCCACAAAGGCUCUCCUCGCAGCGAUGACGAGAACUGCCAACACCACCCUGGCGCCCCAAUCUUCCACGAAGGCAGCAAAGGCUGGUCAUGCUGUAAGCGUCGCGUGCUAGAAUUCGACGAGUUCCUGCGAAUCCCCGGCUGCAAGACCAAGUCCCGUCAUCUGUUCGUGGGAGCAAAGAAAGAUGACGGAGAGGAGAAGUUGGAGAGUGUGAGACAUGAUUUCUACCAGACUCCGGAUAAAGUCAUGGCCAGCUUGUACCUGAAGAAGAUUGACAAGACUUUGUCGAAGAUCGAAUUCCAGGACAAGUCUGUGGACUUGGACUUGAGAACGAGCGACCGUAAGAGGUUCCAGCAGGUUGUGCCGCUGUUUGGUGCUAUCGACAAGGAGAAGAGCGAGUUUAGCAUCAUGGGCACCAAGCUGGAGUUGAGACUGGCCAAGGCAGAUGGUGCUUCAUGGCCUGUAUUGCGUGGCGAUGAGAGACACACUGGCGAGAUCAUCCAGAUGGGCCGUGCUGGCAGAGCAUAGAGGAUGGUCCGUUACAGCAUUUGGACAGAACAUGGCACUUUGGAAGCAAAAACAUAACAUUAUUGGAAGCAAUGCAAGCUUAUAAUUGAACCCCAUAGCAGAUUGGAAGCAAUGUGCCACAGAAUCGAUGAUGCAGAAAGUGACGAAGUCCUCCCUAACCUAGAAGUGAUGCCUUUGUAGGAGAGCAGCGACAGAGGAAACGAUCAAGGCAAUCAUGCCUCUUUCCUCCUGUCCUUCUUCAGGUAGGCAACCCAUGCAGCGAACAGCUCCAACUGAGCCAUCUGUCCGACCGCACCAUCCUACUGCACAGGCGCGACGGGUGCCUCGAACAUAUCAUCGAUGCCGUCCUUGCUCUCGUCACCCUCCUCAGAGUCCUCCUCCUCCAACUCCUCAUCUUCCUCCUCAAAGCCCGUCUCCAGACCUCCCUUUCUGAGUCUAUCCUUCAUCUCCUCUCUCUU